GCCAACAGAGACCGUUUUUUUCUCUUUUCCUCUUUCGUUAACAUGUUGCAACCAACGCUGCACCGUCAACCUUGAGCUCUUGACGGGUGUUUGGCUACAAUAUUUUCACCCUGAUUCUACACUGCAUUUCCCAGUUUUUUCUUGAAGAAAUUAUGGAGGAGUGAUCGUUUUACCAGGCACAUUUAGCACGACGGCGGAUACAUUUUGGCGUCCCCCACCGGAUCAGCAGCAGCGAUAAGGAGAGGCUUGUUGCAAUCCGCCUCCGUGUUGACAUUGUGGGCCGACGCAUGGAACUGUACGCUCCGUUAGUCCUGACUGGCUGUGUUUGGAUAAUCUAAUUUUACACCACCGACUACAGUAUAUUGAGGGGAAUAUCUGAAUCAUUGCGUAAUCUUUAUAGCUCCUGUUUGAGCGUCAUCUGUUUCUGGUCUGGAUUACAUCGUGGUUAUAUUUGGAUUUAAUUAUUUUAAUAGCCACAAAUUGCAGGAUCCCCAUGCGUGUGUGACGUGAGCGGCGCGUUAUGCAGCCCGCAUCCAUGCGUAUUCCGGCGCUGCAAACCGUCCCCGAAGGCCAGACAUUCCCCGUACCCGUCCUGGCCGAUCUGCUGAACCUCCAGACACCGGAUUCGGCGAGCCCCUCCGCCGCCGUCACCCCGACAUCCACCACCCCCAUGCCCCCCACCGCGCCCACCCCCUCGGCCCGCAGUAGUGCGGCGGCCGCGUCGGGGGAUAAGGAGAAAGCGCCGACGCACCGCUCCACGGAUGUCAGUUCAUCGCGGAUACCCUCGCGGCGGACGGAGCUGGAGCAGCCCAUCGGGAAGUACCGGCUGGUCAAGACUAUUGAAGGGAACUUCGCCAAGGUGAAACUGGCCAAGCAUCUCCCCACCGGCCAGGAAGUGGCCAUUAAGAUCAUCGAUAAGACGCAGUUAAAUGCGGGAAGCCUCCAGAAGUUAUUCAGGGAAGUGCGGAUCAUGAAGAUGCUGGAUCAUCCCAACAUCGUGAAACUGUUCCAAGUGAUCGACACGGAGAAGACCCUGUAUUUAGUGAUGGAGUACGCCAGCGGCGGGGAAGUGUUCGACUACUUGGUGGCGCACGGCCGCAUGAAGGAGAAGGAGGCGCGCGCCAAAUUCCGCCAGAUCGUCAGCGCCGUGCAGUACUGCCAUCAGAAGCGGAUCAUCCACCGGGAUCUGAAGGCUGAAAAUUUAUUACUGGAUAAGGAGAUGAAUAUUAAGAUUGCCGAUUUCGGGUUCAGCAAUGAAUUCUGCCCGGGGAAUAAGCUGGACACCUUCUGCGGCAGUCCGCCCUACGCGGCACCCGAACUCUUUCAGGGUAAAAAAUACGACGGACCGGAAGUGGAUGUGUGGAGUCUGGGGGUGAUUCUGUACACAUUAGUCAGCGGCUCGCUGCCGUUCGACGGGCAGAAUCUGAAGGAACUGCGGGAGCGCGUGCUGCGUGGCAAAUACCGGAUUCCCUUCUACAUGAGCACGGACUGUGAGAAUCUUCUGCGGAAAUUCCUCGUCCUGAAUCCCGGCAAACGCUCCACCCUGGAGACCAUUAUGAAGGAUCGCUGGAUGAACAUCGGCUACGAGGAUGAUGAGCUGAAGCCCUACGUGGAACCGGAAACCGAUCUAUGUGACCCGGAGCGAAUCGCCAAACUGAACCAGAUGGGCUACAGUCGUCGGGAGAUCGAGGAUUCCCUACGGGAGAUGAAAUACGACGACGUGUUCGCCAUCUAUCUCCUCCUCUUCCGCAUGAAACGCCCCUCCGAGGAGCCGGAGCCGGGCGGCAAGACCUCAGCGUCCCUGCAGCGCAACGACACCACCCCGCAGUCCAUCAGCAGCGUCACGGGCGGCGGAUCCGCCUCCUCGGGCGGCUCCACCACCCGGUCCGGCGUCACGCGGGCCGCCUCCUCGGUCACCUCCGCCAUCCCCACCCCGCGACGGCCCAGUGGCGACACCAACCAGGCGCCGGCCACCAACGGCACGCGCCGCCUGACACAGACCAUCACCGGCGCCGGAGGGACGCCGGCCCCGCCCACCGGGACCUCCCGCAGCUCCAGCACCACCAGCGGCGUGGAGGACACGGCCAGUCCGCGGGCCAGCGUCAAGAACUUCAACGGGACGACGCCGGGGAAGGGCGUGCCGACGCCCAGCUCCCCCACGGAGAAGGUGCCCGGGCAUCUGCUGCCGGUGUACGGAGAGGGCACCAAGACCGGCGCGUCCACGGUAGCGAAGGCCGGGAGUGUCCGAAAGACCCCCAGCGGACCCAGCCUGCGGACAGGCACAGAAACCACCACCGGAUCGGUGGUGAAGGACCGCGGCUCCAUCCUCCCCAAGUACCAGCCGGAAUCCUCCGCCAAGCCCUUCGUCACGGCCACCAAGUCCAUUUCCAUGCACCCCAAGGACGUCCCCAUGGAUGUGUUCGCCGCGCGCUCCUCCACCGCCGGAGCGGUCGCCGCUAGCGCCGCGCCGGGGACGCCCAACCUCACCAUGACCUCCACGGCCAAGAACCCCACGCCGGCGUCCGCGCCGGCCCACAACUUCCAGCGCGGCGCCACCGGGCGGAAGACGGUGCACGGGGUGCCGCAGCGCCGUCCCGCCGGCUCCGAAUCGCCGACCAUGCACCACGGGGUGCCGCGGGAGGCCGUCCAACAAGAAGGCCGGGCGUCGUUCCUCAGUAAAUUAUCGUCCAAGUUCAGUAAGCAGCGCGGCAGUGUGCAUUCCAGUAAUCUGCCCAGUGUCCCGCAGAGCCCGACGCAGAUGAUGGGCGAUCUGAGUCUGCAUUCGGCGCGGGAGCGCGACGGCGGGAUGAGUGGUGGAGGAGGUGGACGGGAGGCGGGGAAAGAGCGGGAACGGAGUGAUAGUGCCGCCGGGGUGGGCGCGUUCCCCACCUUCCCGCUGUCCGAUCAGUCGCCCGAUCAGGUAUCCUCCAAGCCGCGCUCCCUGCGCUUCACCUGGAACAUGAAGACCACAUCAGCGAUGAAUCCGGAGGAUAUGAUGCGGGAGAUCAAGAAGGUGCUGGAUAUGAACAACUGCGAUUAUGAGCAGAAGGAGAAAUUCUUGUUAAUGUGCGUCCACGGCGAUCCCAACACGGAAUCCCUCGUCCAGUGGGAGAUGGAGGUAUGUAAACUCCCCCGGCUGCAGCUCAACGGGGUGCGCUUCAAGCGCAUCUCCGGCACGUAUCUCGGCUUCAAGAACAUCGCCUCCAAGAUCACCAAUGAACUCAAAUUAUAAAUGGAAGAAAAAAUACCCGGAAAAUCGCCGAUUUGUGCCUUGAUACUGGAAAAUUGCGGAAAAUUACCGGCGAUGUGUGUGUUAUUUUGGUGUUUUUUCUUCUGGAGGGUUCGUGCUGACCGGCUCCGGGUGGGGAAGGGGCGGUGUUUAUACAGGCGGGGCGGGACGGACGGUCUCCUGUGUGAUGAGGUUUUUUUCUUUUUUUUUGAUUUUGAGCUGAUGUUACAGGUUUUUGGUUUAAUAUUUUUUUUUCUUGUUCUUCUUGCGUGUCUUCAUUAUCUUACUGCUGGCGCUGCGAAUGGAUCAUGUGUUGACGGAUGCAGGAUGGUUUUAUAGUGUGUUUUUCUUGGCGGGACGAAAUAGGCGUUUCACUUUUGAUCAAUGGAUAUUUAUAUAUAUUAUAAGAAUUAUUUGUAAUAAUUUUUGACCUGGAUGCUAUUCGUGUCUCUCUUUCUCUGUGUCGCGCGCGCGCGCAGGUUUAUUGUGUCGCAAUGAAUAAUAACAUGUUAUUGUG
Paramacrobiotus metropolitanus is the source of this 3746-nucleotide messenger RNA. Its product is annotated as serine/threonine-protein kinase MARK2-like. Gene Ontology annotation, biological process: microtubule cytoskeleton organization; intracellular signal transduction; protein phosphorylation. Gene Ontology annotation, molecular function: ATP binding; protein serine/threonine kinase activity; tau-protein kinase activity. Lineage: Eukaryota; Metazoa; Tardigrada; Eutardigrada; Parachela; Macrobiotidae. Gene Ontology annotation, cellular component: cytoplasm. The record is from RefSeq and is a predicted model, not a curated record.